Messenger RNA from Rhinichthys klamathensis goyatoka, 1231 nucleotides. It is a transcript of the gene or42b1, whose product is annotated as odorant receptor, family 42, subfamily B, member 1. Gene Ontology annotation, biological process: G protein-coupled receptor signaling pathway. Gene Ontology annotation, molecular function: G protein-coupled receptor activity; olfactory receptor activity. The transcript has a single exon. Gene Ontology annotation, cellular component: membrane. The record is from RefSeq and is a predicted model, not a curated record. NCBI's taxonomy places the organism in Eukaryota, Metazoa, Chordata, Actinopteri, Cypriniformes, Leuciscidae. Bases 21 to 980 code for a protein of 319 amino acids.
AAUCAGUGAGUGAACUGACCAUGAAUGAAGAUUUAUCUGAAAACAGGAAUAUUUCUAUUCCAUCUUAUUUCUAUAUCAGAGGUUUUUCUGGUAUACCUCACAUAAGAUAUUAUUACAUGUUCUUGUUUUUUGUUUACAUUAUUUCUUUGCUUGGAAACUCAUGCCUCAUGCUUGUUAUCAUUAUAGACCGAACUCUUCACACUCCUAAAUAUAUCGCUGUCUUUAAUUUAUCACUGACAGACAUUUGUGGGAGUACCGCUGUAAUCCCUCAGCUACUGGACACAUUUUUGUUUGGGAAUCAGUUGAUCUCGUAUGGAUUGUGUUUGUGCAAUAUGUUCUCUGUCUUUGUAUCUAUUACAACACAGUCACUAACUCUUGCUGUUCUGUCUUUUGACAGAUUCAUAGCCAUUUGUUUACCACUGAGGUAUCAUAUGAUUGUGACUCAUAGAUCAAUGCUUAUUAUAAGUGGAGUCACAUGGGUAGUGGCACUGCUUAUGGUAACUGUUGCUACAAUCUUCAUCAGUAGACUUUCUUUCUGCAGAGUUAUUGUCAUCAUAAAGAGUUUCUACUGUGAUCAUGGGCCUAUAUAUCGCUCUGCCUGUAGCAAUAACUUUCCAAGUUCUGUGAUAAGUGAUUUUUACCCGAUAAUGAUUAUCGGGUUUCCAGUAUUUUUUAUCAUCUUUUCAUAUACAUGCAUAGCUGUAACAUUGUUUAGAAUUACAACCCCACAAGACCGUCAAAGAGCCACAAAAACAUGUACUGCUCAUUUAAUAUUAGUGGCUAUAUUUUAUGCUCCCAUCACGUUUACAUAUGCACUUGCGCCCAUUAUAGACACUAACACAAGGAUCAUUAAUCUCUCUCUGACCUCUGCACUUCCUCCAAUGCUUAACCCUAUAAUCUACACAAUCAAGACGGAGGAGUUCAUGGUGUCUGUGAAGAGGCUUCUUAAACGGAGAAUCAUAUUUCCAUCUCCAAAAUAAACCUCUUUUUCCACAUUGUAAUUACAUUAUUAGACGCUUUUGUGGUUUUUAUUGUUUUUUUUUCUGUGGAUGUUUAGAAUAAUUUAUGCUUCUAUAAUAUCACAGGUUAUAAAAAGUCAGACAACAGGUAUCAUGACCUUAUAAACCCACAACAAAUUUUGAAACCACCAACAAACUAUUGAUGGGUUUGGUGAUACCUGUUGAUAAUUUCCCUAUCUGACAUGGCGACACACGAAACGCGAGGAAAAGAA